AUGCUUUUUAAUUUCGUAUAUCACAUCUUUAUCUUUACAAGUAUUUUUUAUAAUAUCUUACCUAUCAAUACAAAACCAGAACCGAUUACCAAAUUAUUAACUUUACCAGAAGGCAUCAUCCGUGGAGUCCAAACACAAAUCACAGGAGUGUUUAGGUAUACCAUACCAUAUGCUAGACCUCCAGUAAGUUCGCUAAGAUGGAACGAUCCGGUUCCACCUUUGAAAUGGAGUGGAAUUCGAUCUGGUAUAGAACUACCUUCGGCCUGUCCACAAAGUCUUACCAACGGAUUUGUCAUCACCAAUGAGGAUUGUUUAUACUUAUCUGUUUAUGUGCCUGAUAAGAUUUUCAAAGGAAUGCCAAUCUUUGUAUGGGUUCAUGGAGGAUCCCUACUCCAAGGAGGUGCCUCGGGAUAUGGACUUGAUGGAUCAUCUUUAGCAGCCAAAUCAGGCAUGAUCGUCAUUGUAGUACAAUACCGUCUUGGUUUAUUAGGAUUUCUUAGAACUCCAUCAAUUCGUAAAACCUUGAGUGGAAACUACGGUUUAAAAGACCUUAUAAUGGCUCUAAAAUACAUUCGAAAAAAUGCUGCAUAUCUCGGUGGUGAUCAAAAUAGGAUCACUCUUGCUGGUCAAUCAAGUGGAGCAUCUUUAAUCAAAACAUUAUUAACAGUAAAAUCGGCUAGCGAUCUUUUUCAACGUGCUAUCUUACAUUCAUGUCCAUUAAAUUAUGGUGAUCAUUCGAUUCGAACAUCUGAACUGAUAGGUUCAGUCGCACUUUCAAUCUUGAAACCACCGGGGCAAGACCUACGAAGAGUAUCUGUGUCUGACAUCCUCGCAGCCCAAAACUCAAUGCAAGAUAACCUUCCUAGUCGUUUACCUGGUAUUGCAAAUGACGAGCCAUUCAGACCGGUGAUAGAUGGCUCACUAGUCACAUCAGAUUUCAUAAACGCCAUCAAUAUACCUUCUUUUAAUUUAUUUGGUAACGAACGUCAAAUCAUCUUUACCACAGUGAAAGAUGAAGCUGGACCUACGGUAGCUGAAAGUUUUGAAGUCAAUACGCCUUCUGUUGAAUUUGAACCUGCUUUGAAUGCUUCGAUAGCUUCACCUGAUCAAGAACGUAUCAAGUUUAUCACUUCUUCUAAAGUGUAUUCAAAUGAACUUAAUAAUUUGAUUAAUAGAGGUGUCUCUGAUGCUACCAGAGAAGAAUUGACAGUCUUUGGAACGGAUUAUAUUUGGAGAUGUGCUAAUCAACAAGUGGCAGUUAAUUUGACGACCAAUAGUAUAAGUUUGAUGAACAAACAAAAGAUAUGGAUUGCAGAAUUUAAUAUUGGGAUUCCAUAUAAUUCGACUAUCAACAUCAAAUACUGUCGAUCAAAAGUUUGUCACGAAGAUGAUAUCUUAUCAGUUUUUGGUCUACCAGCUGAUCGUACCCCUAACGAAAUCAGCACACGUUUGAUUAACGAGAUCCAAGCACGUUGGGCUGCUUUUGCAAGCUUUGGAAAUCCAAAUACCCUUCGCUUAACACCUUGGUAUCCAGUUGAAGGUCGAAAUCAACUCAAUUUACUUAGGAUCGAUCGAAAAAGUACUAUCUCUGUUGCACAGCAGAGACCUCGUGCUUGUGAUGAACUCUGGGGAGUCAAGGCUCGGUUUGAUGCUCAGAUAUAUUCUUAG
Molecule: messenger RNA, 1668 nt
Organism: Melampsora larici-populina 98AG31
Lineage: Eukaryota; Fungi; Basidiomycota; Pucciniomycetes; Pucciniales; Melampsoraceae
Product: carboxylesterase
Exons: 7
Coding region: 1-1668 (555 amino acids)
Source: RefSeq, a predicted model, not a curated record